This is a messenger RNA of Puntigrus tetrazona (Sumatra barb), 1453 nucleotides long. RefSeq names its product isopentenyl-diphosphate delta isomerase 1 (gene idi1). Gene Ontology annotation, molecular function: isopentenyl-diphosphate delta-isomerase activity. Gene Ontology annotation, biological process: isoprenoid biosynthetic process; isopentenyl diphosphate biosynthetic process. The coding region runs from base 305 to 1141 and encodes 278 amino acids. The transcript has 5 exons. Lineage: Eukaryota; Metazoa; Chordata; Actinopteri; Cypriniformes; Cyprinidae. Gene Ontology annotation, cellular component: cytoplasm. The record is from RefSeq and is a predicted model, not a curated record.
CUAGAGGAAUGUUGACCAAUCAGAAUACAGCUUCGCCCCCAACAACCAAUCACAAACGUGACAUGAAACGCCAUUAGUGGGCGGAAAUCGUUCUGAUCGUCAAGAGUUGAUCCGUUGCUUUAGCGCUGCAAGCGUGUUUAUGACCGUGACCCUCGCGUUAUAAAGACCCGAGCGUCGGCACUCCAGCAGCGUGAGCCUGUGAAGCGCUGUUUUAUCGUUGAGUGUCGCGCAAAAGCGCGGCGGCGCGUGGUGCGAUGGCGUGUUGGUAGAGCCAGAGCGUGAUUGGUCCGUGCAGAGUGCGCCUAUGGCGCGGUCCUUAUGGGCGGUGCGCAGAUCAGCUGCCGCGCUGCUCGCCGGAGUAAAUAAACCCGCAGCUCGAGCUCGAACCCUGCGUCUACCGGCUCCUCAGCGCGCGCUUCUCCUCAGCGGGGUCAGACUGCUCAGUUCACCUGUAAGGAUGCCAGAGAUUAACAUGGAUAAUCUGGAUGAGAAGCAAGUGCAGUUGCUGGCGGAAAUGUGCAUCCUCAUCGACGACAAGGACAGAAAGAUCGGAGCAGAGAGCAAGAAAAACUGCCAUCUCAACUCGAAUAUCGAUAAAGGAUUAUUGCACAGAGCGUUCAGUGUUUUCCUGUUUAACAGCGAGGAAAAGCUUCUCCUUCAGCAGAGAUCCAAUGCCAAAAUCACCUUUCCAGGCUGUUUUACCAACACUUGCUGCAGUCACCCCCUUCACGCCGUCGGUGAACUGGAGGAGCAGGAUGCCAUCGGGGUCCGACGGGCCGCUCAGAGACGCCUGCAAGCCGAGCUCGGCAUUCCCACCAAUCAGGUGCCUCCGGAAGAGAUGACCUACCUGACCCGCAUCCACUACAAAGCCCAGUCCGACGGCAUCUGGGGCGAGCACGAGAUCGACUACAUCCUCUUCAUGCAGAAAGACGUGGAUCUGAACCCAGACCCCAACGAGAUCCAGAGCCACUGCUACGUGUCCAAAGAGGAGCUGAAGGAGAUCCUGGAGAAAGCCAAGAGAAAAGAGCUGGAGAUCACGCCUUGGUUCGGCCUGAUCGCAGAAACCUUCCUCUUCAAGUGGUGGGAUAACCUCCACAACCUCAAACAGUUCAUCGACCACGACAGGAUCCACCGCAUGUAAGCCACGUCUCAAAAGGACCCUUUAGUCGCUAAUGGACGCUUAAACGGUUAAUAAAAAGACUUCACGGUUUGGACAGGACGGACUCGUCUUACUGUUAGUAAAUGUUUGGACAAGCAGGGAUCCUAUUUCGUGUUGAGUUCUGAUAGAACCUGAAUCCACUUUUCAACCAAACGUUUGCUCUCUUCCUGUCUGAGGGUUGUGCGAAGUGCCUAGUUUCACAUGAGAGGCCGUGCUUUUGAAAGAUUGUUUUGUGUAGAUAAAACUAUGAGGUUUACAGUCACGUAAAGUAAUUAUUAAAGAAGUGAAAUAAAA